GGUGCACUGUGUCCCUCGGAUACAACGGAUCACCAAUCCACGGAAAGAGCCGAAGAUGUCGGCUCAGUCAUGUGAUCAGCUGUGUCCAAUCACAGCUGAUCACAUCUGUCACACUGACAGCUCGAGAGGAGAGCCGGUAAUCAGCAUUCCGCGGAGGGAACAUGUACACUGAUCAUCAGGGCAUUGAUGAUCAGUGUGCCCUGAUGAUCAGUGUGGCCCCAGAAGUGCCACCUGUCAGUGUCCAUCAGUGCCAGCUGUCAGUGCUGAACAGUGCCACGCGCCAGUGCCCAUCAGUGCCACAUAUCAGUGCCCAUCUGAGCUGCCUUUCAGUGUCACCCAUCAAUGCCAAUCAGUGCCACCUAUCAGUGCCAGUCAGUGCCGCCUAUCAGUGUGCAUCAGUGCCACCUAACAGUGCCAUAUAUCAGUGCUGCCUUUCAGUGCCCAUCAGUGAUGCCUGUCAAUGCCCAUCAGUGCCACCUAUCAGUGUCCAUCAG
This is a messenger RNA of Staurois parvus, 494 nucleotides long. NCBI's taxonomy places the organism in Eukaryota, Metazoa, Chordata, Amphibia, Anura, Ranidae. The record is from the annotation of a GenBank genome assembly.